AAAAUUACCAGCAAAGUUGAGCUGAAGGACAAUGCGACGGCCCCAGUCAACAUCCGCUACUUCUCAAAGUGCAAGGACGGCACAGAGAGGGAGACCUCGGUGUGCCAGGGACUGAAAGUUGGCGACCAGGUGGAAUUUAAAAUUGAAGUUACCGUCGAGAAGUGUCCUGAGAACCGUGAGGAUUGGAGGCAGCUCAUUGGCAUUUAUCCAGUCGGUUUGAGAGAGAACCUCACCAUCGAUCUCACAAUGCUCUGUGAUUGUCAGUGCGAACGCCCUGGUGACCCUGGCUACAUAAUUGGAGCUGAGCAGUGCAACUUCCACGGCACAUACCAGUGUGGAGUUUGCAAGUGUGACGAUGGCUUCUUUGGGAGCAACUGUGAGUGUGGCUCAAACACACCCUGGGCAACGGGUGACUAUGAUGACUCAAGCUGCCGAGAGACCAACACAUCAGCCAUAUGCAGCGGCCGAGGCACCUGCACUUGUGGAGAAUGCAAGUGUAAUGAGAGAGAUCAUUCUGAAGAGAUUGUAAGUGGAAAAUUCUGCGAAUGCACCAACUUCCUCUGUGAUCGUCACAAUGGACUUCUGUGUUCAGGACUUGAUCAUGGUGAAUGCAUCUGCAAUGAAUGCAAAUGCAAGCCAGGUUGGACUGGAGAGGCCUGUAAUUGUGAAGACAGUGAAAGCAAUUGUGUAAACCCUGAUACUGGAGACAUUUGUUCAAACCAAGGAAAAUGUGAGUGUAACCAGUGCAAGUGUUAUGAGACAGCUGAUGGCAGAUAUUCGGGCAAAUGGUGUGAGGACUGUCCGCUGUGUGGCACUGACUUCAAGUGCCUGGACUUUAAGGAGUGUGUACAGUGUCGUGUUUACGAGACGGGCCCUUUAGCAGAAGAUCCAGUGCUCUGUGAUAGCUGCUCCCUCCUCUACAGCACCAUUACUGACCGAGCCAUUGCCAAACUAUACUAUUAAUGUUACUAACUGGGU
Penaeus monodon (black tiger shrimp) is the source of this 978-nucleotide messenger RNA. Its product is annotated as integrin beta-PS-like. The transcript is spliced from 6 exons. The annotation marks the transcript as partial. Gene Ontology annotation, molecular function: integrin binding. Gene Ontology annotation, cellular component: focal adhesion; integrin complex; cell surface. Gene Ontology annotation, biological process: cell-matrix adhesion; cell adhesion mediated by integrin; cell migration. Lineage: Eukaryota; Metazoa; Arthropoda; Malacostraca; Decapoda; Penaeidae. The record is from RefSeq and is a predicted model, not a curated record.